Molecule: messenger RNA, 1402 nt
Organism: Paralichthys olivaceus (Japanese flounder)
Lineage: Eukaryota; Metazoa; Chordata; Actinopteri; Pleuronectiformes; Paralichthyidae
Source: RefSeq, a predicted model, not a curated record
GGGUGGCAAGUUUAAAAUGCCAAAAUUUGAUGUGUCUCUACCAAAAGUUAGUCUGCCAGAAGGUGAUGUCAAAAUAAAAGGCCCAGACAUGAAGGGAGGGAAGAUUGAGAUGCUAGACAUUGAUGUUUCACUCCCCAAAGGAAAAGCAGAAGGAGAAAUUGCAAUUGGAGAACAUACUGGAAAAGGAGGCAAGUUCCAUAUGCCCUCUAUUGAUAUCUCACUUCCUAAAAUGAAAGCUAAGGGACCAGAGGUCAACAUAGAAGGUCCUGAAUUAAAAUGUGGGAAAAUACACAUGCCAGACAUUGACCUUUCACUUCCUAAAGGAAAGGUUGAUGCUGACCUCAGCCUUGAGGGCCCUGACGUAAAAGGAGGCAAAUUGAAAAUGACCAAAUUUAACGUUUCACUUCCAAAGAUGAACCUGUCAGAGGGCAGUGCCAAACUGGAAGGACCUGAUGUUAAAGGAAAGUUCGAAAUGCCAACCAUAGAUGUUUCACCUCCUAAAGGAAAAGUAAAGGGAGAAAUUGACAUUAAGGGAGAUGGUGACAAAGGGGGCAAGUUUCACAUGCCUUCAAUUGAUAUCUCUCUUCCUAAGAUAAAAACAAAGGGAGCUGAUGUUGAUAUUGACGGGCCUGAACUUAAAGGUGAAAUUUUAUUUCCAGAAGGAAAAGUUGAGGGGGACUUAAACGUUGAAGGCCCUAUGAUAAAAGCGGAAGGAAUCGAUGUUGAAAGCCCUGAAGUUAAGGGUGGCAAGUUUAAAAUGCCAAGAUUUGAUGUGUCUUUACCAAAAGUGACUCUCCCAGAAGCUGAUGUCAAAAUAAAAGGCCCAGACAUCAAGGGAGGGAAGAUUAAGAUGCCAGACAUUGAUAUUUCACUCCCCAAAGGAAAAGCUGAAGGUGACAUAAAUGUUGAAGGCCCUGAGAUGAAAGGGGGAAAAUUCAAAAUGCCAAAAUUUGAUGUUUCUUUACCAAAAGUGGGUCUUCCAAAUGUCAAUGCCAAUGUGGAAGGACCAGACGUAAAAGGAAAAAAUGAAAUCUCAACUGUUGAUAUCUCACUUCCAAAAGGAAAGAUGGGUGUAGAUAUUGACAGUGAUGGGCACAGUGGUAAAGGAGGCAAGUUUCACAUGCCCUCAGUCGAUAUCUCGCUUCCAAAAAUCAAAGCAAAGGGAGUCGAUGUUGAUAUUCAAGCACCUGAAGUCAAAGGUGACAUUUCACUUCCUAAAAUUAAGUCACCAGAAGUAGAUAUCAGUCUUGAGGAUCCUGAUGUUAAGGGAGGGAAGUUUAAAAUUCCAACUGUUGACAUUCCACUCCCUAAAGGAAAAGUCGAGGGGGACCUUGAGGUUGAGGGCCUUGAAGUGAAGGGUGGCAAGUUUAAAAUGCCAAAAUUUGAUGUGUCUCUACCAAAA